AUGGAAAACCUGAAGAACACAGAGUUUGGACAAGAUGCCAAUUUGAGAGCUAAAAAGGUAGGUAAAAUACAUGUACAUUAUUUUGUUAAUGCUUGCAGUGCAAAUAUUUCUAAUGUGUAGUUUAAGUCAUCCACUUAGUGAUUUAUUUAGCCUGUCCUGUAACAGAGCUGUGCUUUGGCAGUGCCUGGUGGCCCCUGUUGCAUUACUGUUGCUCUUGGGUGACAAGGAAGUCUUAGUUUGUUCAAACACAUUUAUCCUGGGUACCUGGAUCUUUCAGGUUAAGGGCACAAGGGUCGUCUUUCAUUUUUAAAGGAAACAACACAUGUUUUGCAUGUUUGUCUUAUGCAUACAUAAUUUAUGAUUGUUAUAGAAUGCACGAGUGCCACACCCUACCCCCCUUUGACAUUUUUAUUGUUAACAGUGUCCUUCUCAUUUAUAUGCAAGGUUUCAUUGUAGUGUAAAUUGCUCAGAGUAGAGAGCAAGAACCAAAUCUAAAGAUUCAAAAUAGUCAGGGUGACUAUUUUGCCAGACUAAACUGUUGCUGAAGAACAAAGUAAAUGUUAAUUAAAUGUUUAUCACAGUAGUCAUGCCACUGUGACUAAAUAUGUUAUUUUGGUGUUCAGAAAUUAACGAAUCGCACAGAGGUGUUGGACAAGGCACACCUUUCUCCGGAUGACAAAGCCAAAACAAAGGCUUUAUUAGACCUACACAAGGCUAUCCAGGAGAGUGAAGACAAUGAAGAGGGGGGCAGUGAUCCACCACCCAGGUACAUCAGGCCACUAUGCUCAGAGAGGUCAAAGUUAAGAAACAUCAAUGCUGUUCUUGACGCCUUUUGUGAAGCUUGCAUGUCAAAGAGGCAGACCAGUACCAAAUAACUGCCCCUCAUGGGCAAGAUGCCAAUAAUACCAAAUUAGUGAAAUGGCUACAGUGAUCACUACUAUGGCAACUGGGAGUAUAAAGUCCAAAAAGGACGCCGUGUGCAUGAUGUCCAGAAAAUGACCUUUAGCCGAAGCACAAAAUGUGAUGGCAUAGUCGAUUCUACAUGAGUAUAAAAUUCUACUUUUCCCCUAUUUUUCACUGGUUUAAAACCUAUCAUAUUGUUUUACUCUUAAUCAAGAAAGUAUUUAACACUUCUAGUUCACUGGGCAGUAAUUCAGUCUUCCCUGCGUUUUACUAACAACAAAACCAAAUGAGCGAGAAGCCCUGUAGUGACGUUUGGGUGCCACUUGCAUAAAGUUGAAAUUUGACGGGCAACAGUGACAUACUCUCUUCAGGACUGUGAUCCACGACCAUCAUAGUAGAGGUCACUGUAGCAAUUUGCUUAAAGUCCCUAAUGUAUUAUUGUGCCUUCUUUAGUCAGGAUGACCCUGUGGUGAUCAGCUUUAACUAAAUUGCACAAUCUUAUUGGAAAGGUGAUAAGAGUUUUAUUCUUAAAGACAAUCUUUACUCGACUGUGUUCAUUAAAAUUGCUGAAAUUCCAGGACAGUCAAUGGAUUAUCCUAAAACUAUAAAACAGGGAAUGUAA
Messenger RNA from Porites lobata, 1525 nucleotides. Lineage: Eukaryota; Metazoa; Cnidaria; Anthozoa; Scleractinia; Poritidae. The record is from the annotation of a GenBank genome assembly.